Messenger RNA from Asterias rubens (European starfish), 4633 nucleotides. RefSeq names its product phosphatase and actin regulator 4B-like. Gene Ontology annotation, molecular function: actin binding. Gene Ontology annotation, biological process: actin cytoskeleton organization. The coding region runs from base 420 to 1835 and encodes 471 amino acids. The record is from RefSeq and is a predicted model, not a curated record. NCBI's taxonomy places the organism in Eukaryota, Metazoa, Echinodermata, Asteroidea, Forcipulatida, Asteriidae. The transcript is spliced from 14 exons.
CAUUACAGCGUACUACUGUGAUAUAUAUGCAACGUGUAGCUAUCCGUGCUGGCUGGACCUGUGCUGCAGAUUCGCGGUUGUUACUUGCGGAAUUCCACGAUUACUAACUGAAAUCUACUACAUUUAGAGUGCAAGUUUAUGUUGGGAUUCUUCUAUUUUGUGCUUUUCUUUGAUGCAAGGUGUGGUGAACGAAAAGACAGUGCUAAACAUUACGUUUAUCAGUGAGUCACUUCCCUCGAUUUGCGACCUCUCUCUGCGCUGUCUGUCCAUGCCAUUGGAAAGCAACAUGUCUGAUGGCCAGUACCAUUCAUAAACAAGAAGUUUACAUGCCUGCAAUAUCCACCACGUAGAGUGAAAUCAUUUCCCCAAACGGCCCAGCCAAGACGCCCAUAUUCUUAUUUUGACUGCAUGUAAUUAUCAUGAAGGAAAGAUCCCGGAGUCGUUGGUCCUUUUCCUCGUGGAGACCUCGUAGUAGAAAGAAGGCACAAGAGGCAGCCCUAGCCCAAAAGAGUUCAACUGAUGAUAUACAAGUCUCAUACUCAGCAGAGAAUGUCGCUACUGAGAUUAAGGGGACCAUGACGCCCCCUGUAGAGCGUAAGAAUAAGAAGUCUACGAUACCUCGAUUCUUCAAACCUUGGAAAUGGAAGAGGAAGAAGAAGACUGAUGUCUGUAAAGACUCCGCUCCAGUUUACUGCAAUGAGGAAACGGCAGGACAACUUCAAACGCAAGAUGGCGUCCCAGCCUCCACAGAACCAAACAGUAGAAUUCCUGAGGCUUCAGUUUCUACAGACAAGGGAGACGACCAUCUUCCAUCAGAGUCAACAGAAAGCCAAGCUGCAAGUGGGUUGACCGAUGUAACCAAGGUCGAGAUCAACCACACCGACCCUGGCUCUCCUCCAGUCACUGGGGCAGCCACGCCCUCCUUGGCCCCGCCCUCCCCUGGAGGUAUAGCACCCCCAUUACCGGAGAAGGCGGGUAGGGUCAGCCCCGCCCUCCCUCCGAAGAGGUCACCCGCACUUCCUCCGAAGCAGAAUGCUCGUGGGAAUGUACAAAUGGGGGGCUCACCAUCUGUUAAUCAUGCUGGAUUUGCAGUCAACCACGCUGGGCAGGCGGGUAAAGGCGGAUCCAGGAACAUCAGCUUUGGAAGUAAUGUUCAAAACAUACCCGAUGCUGAUGGUGAUGGUAAUGAGAGAUCUGAUGUUAAUGGUCAAUGCAACGGUGACGUCAACCAUGAUGACCAAUCAGAUGACGAUGAGGAUAGUCUUAGUGACUAUGAGAAUAACAAAGAGAAUGAGAAUGAUAGUUACAGUGAUGAAGACGUUAAUUCUGGUCUUGUGGCCAAAGUGAUGCGUAACGACAGUCUAGCAUUCCAUCUUCGUAACCGACCACCAAGAACAGUUCUUGUGGAGAGGAAUAUCCUCCCCCAGCAAACUGACGAUGAGAAAAAACAAUUAAGGGACGCUGUUGGCGCCCAACUAGUCAGGCGGUUGAGCCAGAGACCGACCCAAGAUGAGCUAGCUCAGAGGAAUAUUUAUAGAGAACAAGUGCCAGAGAGACGAGAAAAGGAGAAAUUGGAAGAGAAGAAGAGGAUCUUAGUCAGAAAGCUGAGUUUCCGUCCAACAGUCGAGGAGUUGAGGCAAAGGAACAUCAUAAAAUUCAAUGAGUAUGUGGAGGUAAUGGAAGCCUUUGAUUAUGACAGAAAAGCCGAAAAACCCUGGACAAAACUGACGCCUCAAGACAAGGCAUCAAUCAGAAAGGAGCUAAAUGACUUCAAGAGCGAGGAGAUGAACGUACAUGAAGAAAGUAGAAAGUACACAAGGUUUCACAGACCUUGAUGUAUUUACAAGACUUUGACGUCUCAUCCCAGUGUACAAACUGUACGAUAUUGUAAUUACAAGUAGGUGUGGAUAUUGAUUGAUUGAUUGAUUGAUCUAACUGGAUGGUCAUCCUUGACCGCUGUUUACGCUACGCGUAUCAUGGAUCCUUUCAACUCUUUUAAACAUGUCUUAUUGCGGCACAUUCUCUCAGCUUUGUCCUCUGUCUGUGACUGGUCAAAAACACAAUCCAAGAAAGCUUGGCAGAUGCAGCUCAACUGGGAGUAGGUUUCUGCAAUACAUCGCUAGUUGAACUAACAAAAUGGACAUUGGUGUAGUUAUAAUAAAUACCCUUUUACCUGGCUCAAGUAUAACUAUAAGCUGGAAACUGGUCACAAAAAGUGCAGACAUGGUGUUUUGGACUGGUCAUCAGUUUCUGGUAAGCAAAGUUGCUUUAUACCUUUAAGCAUGGGCAAAAUUUCAUAAAGUUGUUAAGCACCAAUACAUGCUGAGCAAAUUUGUUUGCCAAUUUGCAGAGAACCUGUGACAAACAAUAUAAAUGUCAUGGUAUCUUGGCUGGUAACCUGUUUUUGCUAAGUAAGAUUUUCCGCGUUCAGCAAUUUGCUGUUGUGCUUAACAGCUUAAUGAAAUCAAGCCCUGGUUGUAGAAGAAGCAAGAAAGUUUUCCUUGUCUUCUCUCCAUGGGGUUCUUGACCAGUCAAAAGUGACUCAGUUUACUUUCUAUGGAUCCUUGGCUUCGCAACCAGAAUUAAUAAAUAAAAAUAAGCUGUUCGUCCCGAAUAAAUAAUUCUGAGAUUUUCAAAGGUCACAGAGGGAUCUACGUGAAAGGUAUUUUUCCUUGUGGUGUCUUUAGAAAGUUUAAAGGUUUGUUCGAGCAGAGUGUUCUGGAAGUUUGUGCAAUGAAAUUUCAUUGGAACACUGACAAUCUGUACAAAAUUUGAUCUUGAUUGGGAGAAAAAAAUAAAACUCAUUGCAGGGUUGCAAUGGUGUUGACAUCUCACAAAACCAUCGUGACAUCAGCCAGUGUAAGACGCUCAUUGUAUAAACAUUGGUGGCAUUGCGAUGUAUGCCUAAUGCAUUCUAACUAAUGAAUAAUGCAUUUUAGCUCAUAGAUAUUGUGCUUGAACCCAUGAACAAUGGGUUUGAGCUCAUGAAUAAUGCAUUUGAAAUCAGGAAUGCUUCUUUUGAGCUCAUGAAUGACGUAUUUGAAAUCCUGAAAAAUGCAUUUGAGCUCAUGAAUGACGUAUUUGAAAUCGUGAAUGAUGCAUUUGAGCUCAUGAAUGAUGCAUUUGAAAUCCUGAUAACGCAUUUUAUCUCAUGAAUUAUGCAUUUGAGCUCAUGAAUGAUGCAUUUAAAAUCCUAAAUAACGUGGUUUUCUUAACUUCUCAGAGACAUUGACAAUGACGUUUCAUGUACAAAGUACCGUCUUUCAUAUAAAACUGUCUCAUUGUAUUGGAAAUCUAAAUUCUCCCAACCGAGCGAUGGGUCUUUCACCGUUGGUGAAUUUCUAUUUAAGUAUUGCCUUUUUAGCAUAUUAAGAAGCUGUAUGUAAUCCUUGUUAUUGGUGAAGCAUGUAUUGAGAAUUUAACUAAUUGUAGGGAACGGUUUCAGUGUAACAUAUUAUUGGGAAACCGUUUCUGUUUUGUUGUUUUUAUGAAAUGCCUGCAAUUUAAUUAUAAAACGCAAGCUGAGUUUUCUCGUAGAGUCGAUCACGUAUGCCGAUUUGUUUGUUUUUGUCGUAAUUUUUAUAAUGGCUGAUUACUAUGGAUUUGGCUUUGUAUAUGGUACAUGUAUAAUUGAACUGUAGAGAUUUCAGUUUAGGCAUUAGAAUGCAAUCAAUUAAUCUGUCAUUUUAAUUCAUAUUUUUUCUCUAACUUAUAUUAUUAUUAUUAUUUUUUUUUCUCGUCUCGGAAUGUUGCUGUGAAUAAAAAAAUAAAACAACUAUCAGGAUUUUAAAGGGGAACAAGAAUUUUAUUGAAAAUAUUCUAGAUAAAGUGCAGUAUUGGUUACUCCGCCCUAAAUAAAAAUGUUUUAAAACUACUUUGUAUUGGCUUUGUAUAAACGAUCCUUGUUUACAAAUAAUUUGAAUUGAAUUUACAUUGCAGUUUUGACUUCAUAAAACGAUUUUCUUUUGUGCAUUUUUGAUAAUAACUAGCAUUGUUGUUGUCGAUGAAUUUCUUUUUGUUCAACAUUUUAACUGAAGUAUUAAAAACAAUUUUUUUUUUCAUUUCAUUUCAGUCCCUAUGAUCUGAAGUCCUUCCCCUUGUUAAUAGAUUCAUAAAGCCUGUAAGCACAACAAUGGUCAUAUCUUGCUUCGCCAAGAAAUUGGCUUAGCAGAAGUUUCUUCCGAACAGCUUUAUGAAAUGUGGCUGUAGUUCCUAGUAUGGCCCAGUUUCAUGAAGCUGUUCUUAUCAAGAGCUCUGUGUAUUUUAUGAAAAGUGUCAACUAACCUCAAAAAGAAAGCAAUUUACAAAGAAUGUGCCACAUUUUUCUUAUUACAUGUGUGUUCAUCUGUCUGAAAGCAGCCAUCUGAUUGGUUGCUUGACAGCUAUACUUGUGACAGGUUUAUUUUCUAAUUAAUUAAUUAAUUAAUUAAGCGUAGUCUGUGCUACGUGUUAUUUUAAGAGCUAAUUGUAAUAAUAACUUAAUGAGUAGUUUUGUUUUACUUUUUUAGAAGCGUCUUCCAAGAGUAGUUUGUGUAUGUAACGAUUUUAUCAUUGGCUGUUCUAAUACGACGUAUUCCUUCUGUUUUUGGACGCAUUUGGGACAAUUACAAUGAUGCUAAUGGAUGAAACCAGA